UUCUGGGCUGCUCCGAGUGCACCGCAGUACCCUGAGCAAUCAGCAUUAAUCUACGUCAAUUUGAUUCGGAUCCGAGAUGAGGUGCGUACCGGGAAUAGUGGCUGUAGUAUUGCUGGUUAGCUUUGACUUUUGUAUCACAGACGAUAAUGGCUCUGAAAUUGCGAUUGCUGCUCUUGUGCUAGCUCGGGGAGGAUCAAAGGGCAUACCGCUGAAAAACAUCGUCGAAAUACAACCGAAUCAGACUCUGCUGGCUCGCGCUCUGCACACCAUCCGACAGUCCGGUGUAUUCAAUGCCAUGUGGGUAUCGACCGACCACGAACAGAUCGCUUCCGAAGCUGCACGCCACGGUGCCACAGUGUUUGCUCGCUCGGCAACGCACGCCCAGGACCAUUCGAGCUCGUUAGCAGCGACGCAAGAGUUCCUGCACGCUCAUCCGGAGAUCAACCAUUUCGCCUUGAUUCAAUGCACUUCACCGUUGCUGCGCGCGGACUAUUUGAUGCAAGCUGCCCACCAGGUUCGUGCGUUUACGGACAAUGCGAUGGGCAUGAUGCCAUCGUGCGCUUUCAGUGUGGUGAGAAGUUACAAGCUGCGCUGGCGGAUCGCGGAUACUCUUAACGGGCGUUUGCAAGCGAUCAAUUUCGACCCAAUGGCUCGCCCGAGGCGGCAGGAUUGGGAUGGUGAGUUAGUAGAAGCAGGUAUGUUUUACUUUUCCCAGCGGCAGCUAGUGAUGGAUAUGGGCAUUUUCCAAAGCGAAUGGUGCACAGUAGUGGAGGUGGACGAACAGGACGCGCUAGAGAUUGACAGUGUGCGGGAUCUCACGCUGGCUCGUGUUUUGAUUGACAUGGAAUAGCAUUAAUCUACAACAUAAUUGCUUACUCGUGUUUUGUGUGCCAAAAACCUUGUUGUAAAAUAGGUUGAACAUGGUUGUCAUAAAUGCUAAAAAUUGCCACAGCAUUGCUUGGUACAAUUUCUAAUAAUUACAAAUUUUCCAUUUACUGUUCAAUAAACGUAUAUCAGUAGUAUCUUAAAUGUGCUGAUAGUUUAGACAAAAAUAUUGCAAACAAAUAAAAAGAAAGGAAAGGAUAACUAAUAAUUUAGGAAUUUAUAUUCGAAGAAAACAACAACAUACGAUAGAUGUUGUAAUGUGUUUUUUCUAAUAUGAAUUUCCUGAUUUAAA
Molecule: messenger RNA, 1177 nt
Organism: Anopheles stephensi (Asian malaria mosquito)
Lineage: Eukaryota; Metazoa; Arthropoda; Insecta; Diptera; Culicidae
Gene: Csas
Product: N-acylneuraminate cytidylyltransferase
Exons: 2
Coding region: 77-850 (257 amino acids)
Molecular function (GO): N-acylneuraminate cytidylyltransferase activity
Source: RefSeq, a predicted model, not a curated record